Molecule: messenger RNA, 814 nt
Organism: Varanus komodoensis (Komodo dragon)
Lineage: Eukaryota; Metazoa; Chordata; Lepidosauria; Squamata; Varanidae
Gene: CENPV
Product: centromere protein V
Exons: 7
Coding region: 1-804 (267 amino acids)
Molecular function (GO): carbon-sulfur lyase activity
Source: RefSeq, a predicted model, not a curated record
AUGGUCAGGAACCGAAGGAAAACACCAUCUUCUCCUUCUCUUCCCGAGAGCACCAGAAAAGGCAUAGAACAGAACUUCAUCCGUGACUUUUUCGAGUACAUCCGGGAGGCCAAGCGGCGGGACGGGGGACCCGUGUCCGGCGCACCCCACGGCCGAGCUGGAGCGGGGCCCGGAGCCCGCUGGGCUGUUAGCUGGACGGGGGAUGCGGGGAGCUGCAGCCCGCCACAUCCGCACGGCAUCAGGCAGGCGGAGGCCCCCGAGGCGGCGGCGGCGGCGGCGGCCUCGGACGAGCGCUGCGCCCUGGCGCUGGGCGCGCAGGCGGAGCGCUGGCUGCAGUUCCAGAAGCGCCAGCGGGUGAGCUGCGAGGAGGCGGCCAAGCUGCUGCUGGACACCUUCGAGUACCAAGCUCUGGUGAAGCACACGGGGGGAUGCCACUGUGGAGCCGUCCGAUUCGAGGUCUGGGCAUCGGGGGAUCUGCAUGUCUUUGACUGCAACUGCAGCAUCUGCGUCAAGAAGCAAAACAGGCAUUUCAUUGUUCCGGCGUCUCGCUUCAAGUUGCUGAAGGGUGCCGACAACCUCGCCACGUACACCUUCAACACUCACUGCGCCCAGCACACCUUCUGCAAGACGUGUGGCGUGCAGAGUUUCUACACCCCCCGCUCCAACCCCGACGGCUACGGAAUCGCUCCGCACUGCCUGGACGAGGGGACCGUGAGCAGCGUCACCGUGGAGGUGAUCGACGGCAAGCAGUGGGAGGAGGCGGUGAAGGCUCAUCCCAGCAUCCACAGCAUGUCGAAGCCGUGACCCAGCCCGC